AGUGCAUUAAGUGGAGUCAGAGCGGCCAUUCAUCGCCAUCUAACUUGUGCUCCACUCAGCCGCAACAUAAGCAUUUUGCAAGACAGCAAACUCAUAUCUGCCAACAAAAUGUUUGAAGGGAAAGCCAAGUUAUUUACGAAAGAAAACAAUGCGAAACCAAAACACAAAUCAUCUAUUCAGUCAGGAGACAUGCAAAAAAUUGAAUCGAUACUUCAUGGAAAGGCAAAACACGGACGGCGUCUGGAGAGAUGAGGAGAAGCUAGUUGAGUUUAUUUGGUUUUGGUUGAGUUUUCAUUUUGCUCGCCGCGGCGGAGAGGGAUGAAGGGAGCUUAAAAGGCAGUCAUUUUAAAUAAAAACGGAUGACACUGAGGCCCUUUAAGUCACCGAAAAACUUACUGAACAAACUGAAAAUUACCAAGGAGGCGCUAAACAGUCUGAGUCAUACUCGGAUGUUCGAAUGUACGAAACGUCAAUUGCACUUGAUCCAGUAGCUACGUUUGAAUUUUACCUCUGCAAGACUCAACCCGACUGUAAGUCAUUGUUUCAGAGUCCAGGCAAAGUUACCACCAAGAAUAUAAACUUUGCAAACCCCCGAGAGUGGUACAGAAAUGAGCCAGUCUGGGGAAAAUACCAUCAACAAGAUGAUGGAAAGGAUUUCCAUCAAAGGGGAGUGGCAUCGACUGUCACUUCUUUGUUCCAGCGCAGUGAGGGUUUUUUUUUUGUCGCCGGCCCGUCAGCCGGUCCUAGCUCAAACUUAAACCCACAGUCUCUUCUCUAAAACCAAAAUUGCACCAAACAUAUUCAGAUUGGAAUGAACAUUUAUCACGGAAAGUAUGAAGGACUGUCGCUAUCAACCGGCAAACGCCGCCGAAUAAUCAAAAGCGAUGAUAGCGACUAAAAGCUCUAACUUAUUUCACGAAAUUAGCAAAGACAGUCUGAGUCCAUUGCCUAUGAACGGGAAGACUAUUAUUUUUUUAAAUAUAAACUGUCUUUUUGCUAAUCAUUGUUACCAAUCUUUUUUAAAACCAUAUUAUAUUUGAAUUUUGUUGUAAACAAAAAAGAUUUUUAUUUGGCUCUUGCUUAGCUGAUCGUAUUGUAGCAACAACUUUCCAUACCAUAGUUUCAUGCUACAUCUCUGUUACAUAUUUUUUCUUAUUAAAAGAACUUGCACGAUUUGGCCUUGUGUAUUGAUAUAUUUGUGUCCCUCGUAGCAUCAUUUGCACCCUCGCACCGCUCCGGCGCAAAUGAUGCUACUCGCCACAACGGCCUAUUUGCCCUCCAAAAGUUAUGUGAUUGUCCUAUUUACGUCAAAGAUACUGACCAAGAUAUUUUAUAGAAUGUUUACCAAAAGUUAUCGUGUUGACUCUAGGAAUCAUAAAAUCAGAAUUACGUAGAUUCUAGUUAGUGUUUGAUCUUUGAAACAGCUCAGAAAUAUAAUCUGGAGACAUUCCAUUCUUAACUUUAAGCAUCAAAAUUGUCAAGACCUGCAGUCUUCUGUUGCAUAAAGUUGGCAGGGUUGCCUUCUUCAACAAGCUCUCGUAACUUGAUGUAUUGUCAUUAAAUACCGUUCGCAAGCCUUUCUCUUGCAUUCUUUUCAAUUUGCGCUUGUCGGAUGCUGUUAUGAAGAACCGUACAGUUGAACAAUAGUUCAACCCAGAAAGGAUAACAGAUUUAGAAAGAAGCAACUUGGUCUUCUCUGUCACCAGUUUCCUCAUCCUUGUCAGAGUUCCAAUCCUAGAAGUAGCUUCGGGGCACAUUAACUUAACAUGUUUACUAAAAUUAAGUUUGUUAUCUAGAACGACUCCUAAUAAUUUCAGAGAGUUUCUCAAUCAAAAACGUAAUAAACAAACCAGCCAUGAAUAACGGAAGAAUCUUAUAGCAGCUGUAUUUCAUAUUGUACAUCCAGUGGAAAAAGUAGUUAAAACCAUCACAAGAUGACAUAAAACAAGUGUCAAGAUGCUGCAUAAAUUUUCCGCAGUCGCCUGUCAAAUUUUGACCAAUUAGAGCACAAAAGUUAAAAGUACAGCGCGGCCAGCGCAUGACCAUGGUUAGAAGAGUCACAAGAGACUGCCUUCUCUGCAUGUAAAAAACCGGCUGAAUUUUCGCGUCCGAGGUCAGUUUGAAAUCAAAAUUUUAUUUAAAUCGAGCUGCUCGAGAACACAACUUAUCUCAUGUACAUUAAAAAUAAUCGAACUUGAGCCUGCGAUCAUUUGAAAAGUAGUGACUUGUUAGCGGAUAACUUCCAAAAAACAUUCGAACUCAGUGGAUCGACACCUGAUCCGGCGACACUGUCAGGUGAUACUGGUUAGCGGACACACAGUUUUAACAGUUGUCAAUUGAUCACAACAUAAAAGUAAAAUAUCAGGUUGCAGGCUCCCAAAGUAGCUAGAAACUGUGAGGUUAAACAUAGGUAUGUCUGUGGUGCGCACGGACGGUUAGGCGGUCAAUGUGCGGUCACAUGGUUGCCACAUUUUCUAAGAUGGAUAGAUUUUCUAAGCUACGGGACUCCGCUACAAAUACAGAAUUGAGCCCGUGAUGAAAUAAAAUAUUAGCGGAAAACUUCAAAAAAUACGUGACGUUUAUGGGUAGAAAAACGAGCCCGCGAUAAAGUCAGGUGACGAUGGUCAGUAGAUGCUCUAGUUUGACAGCUGUCAAUCGACCUUCAUUAGAAUGGCGAAUAAUCGAAUAAACGGACUGCGAAUAUGGCAGCUUAGUGUGCGUAAGCAUUUCAGUCCAGCUCGUAGUGGGGGCGAAUUAGAAAUGCGCGAUCGUGUACCUGAGCCCACGUUAUUACUCUGCACAUGUCCCAUUUUGACAGCUGUCAAUUGGCCUUAAUUUGGCUUGCACAUUUAUCUUUAGCUACUGACGGCCCACUGACAGUCCUGCCCGGUGAAAGCGUAGUUUAAUUUUUAUGUUGGUAAUUGUGACAUAUUGCAUCAGCGUGCUUGUAGGGGCAAAACGACUUGUCUUUCAUUUAAGCCCACGAGAUGAUCAUGAGAUACUUGUCAGCGGAUGACCGAUUUUGACCCGUGUCAAAUCAUCUUUAUAUGUCAGGCUAUUGUAGUCUAAUGUGACAUUUGACAUCGGCUUACAUGUAAUGAGUGAACUGAACGGGCUGACAGGCGUACGCUACGUCAUAACCAAAUUUUCUGGGAUGGAUAGUUUACCAAAUUUUCUUAGCUAUGGGGCUCCUCGCGUGCGCUCCUCGAGGAGAUCCGCUAUUAAUAUUUCAAAACUAGCGCUCUUAAAUAUCAACUUUGACCUUCAUUUUCUCGGCUCCUAUUUAACGAAAAUGCUUCAUGUUUGGAAUUUGAGUUCAGGUUAGAGUACGUUUCAAAUAAGCGAUUUUAUAAUCAUGACAAUUUUUUGACUUCAUAGCUUAAAAAUUUGACGGCCAUAAGAGUCGAAUUCUAUAAUUGUCUUCGUAAAUCCCAGUUAACCGAUGUUAACAGAACCAAAUAUUUAACACCAAGGUAAAGCAGGUCUGUUUCAGAAAAUCCCAUCUUUUUCAAUUUAACCCAACUGAACAUCUCAUUGAGGCGGGUGUCUAAUUACUCCAAACAGGAACGUUCGUUACGAUUCGAUGGAGCGAGACUAUCCAACCAGCGGUGGAAAUUCAAAGCGAUGGGCCAUAAACUAAAGGAUGUCAAGGAAAUAAUGCCCCAAGGAGGGCCCACAAUUCAUAUUUUAAAA
Molecule: messenger RNA, 3693 nt
Organism: Porites lobata
Lineage: Eukaryota; Metazoa; Cnidaria; Anthozoa; Scleractinia; Poritidae
Source: the annotation of a GenBank genome assembly